AGAGAGUGAGAGAGUGAGUUAGGCUUUGAAAAUGAGUGGAAGCUCAUCGAGUAGCUGCAAAUGGAUUGCACUGUCUAUGCUGCUCUUCGUGUGUCUCUCCGCUGGAGAAGACGGUUUACUAGCAAAUGGUGAUUUCGAAAUGGCUCCGACGAAUGGAUUCUCGAAUGAAGGUAUAGCAGAUGAUCCUACCUCCAUCCCUGAUUGGAAAUUGAAUGGAACAGUAGAGCUGGUAGAAUCAGGGCAAAAGCAAGGUGGUAUGAUCCUUAUAGUACCUCAAGGUAUGCAUGCUGUGAGACUUGGCAAUGAUGCAGAGAUAAGGCAGGAUAUAAAGCUUGAGAAGGGGUUAUUGUAUUCCAUCUCAUUCAACGCUGCAAGGACCUGUGCUCAGUUGGAAUCUCUCAAUAUAUCUGUACCUCCAGCAUCUCAGACCAUUGAUCUACAGACCCUUUACAAUGUGCAGGGCUGGGAUUCAUAUGCAUGGGCCUUCCAAGCUGAAUCAGUUGAUGGAGAGGUGGUUUUCAGGAAUCCUGGAAUGGAAGAUGACCCUACCUGUGGGCCCAUCAUUGACAACAUUGCCAUUAAGAAGCUUUUUACACCUGAUAAACCAAAGGACAAUGCUGUCCUUAAUGGUGACUUUGAAGAAGGACCAUGGAUGUUCAGGAAUGCUUCACUAGGAGUUCUGUUGCCCACAAACCUUGAUGAAGAGACAUCCCCAUUGCCUGGUUGGAUCGUCGAAUCAAACAGAGCUGUUAGGUACAUUGAUUCAUAUCAUUACAGUGUUCCCCAGGGUAAAAGAGCCAUUGAAUUGCUCUCUGGAAAGGAAGGCAUUAUUUCACAAAUGGUUGAAACAAAACCCCAGAAACAGUACAACCUGAUCUUCUACUUGGGACAUGCUGAUGAUAAAUGUCAACAACCCCUAGCAAUUAUGGCCUUUGCAGGGGAUCAAGCUCAAAACAUUCAUUACAUGCCCAAUUCGAAUGCAACCUUUGAAACUGCAAAUCUUACUUUCACAGCCAAGGCAGAGAGAACUCGAAUUGCAUUCUAUAGCAUCUAUUACAAUACAAGGUCUGAUGACCAUAGCUCCCUAUGUGGGCCUGUGGUAGAUGAUGUGAGGGUAUUGGUGUCCUCUGGGUACCGAAGAAACAUUUUUGGAGAUCUGGGCUUAGGGUUUUUGUUGUUAGUUUUGAUGUUGAUUUAGGAUUCUGGCUAUGUUCAUUUCAUAUUCUAUGUAUGUUUUGGUGAUUCUACGGCGUGGCUAAAUUGGUAAAACAUCCCAAGUCUCUGUUGUAUGUGAGUUUCCCCUUUGUGAAUGUAAACUACCUUAGCUACAUAGCUAUUUAGCUUAGUGAGGUCAAUGAAUGAGCAAGUCUUUUAAGCAUAUCAGUUUUGUGC
Molecule: messenger RNA, 1392 nt
Organism: Telopea speciosissima
Lineage: Eukaryota; Viridiplantae; Streptophyta; Magnoliopsida; Proteales; Proteaceae
Exons: 3
Coding region: 32-1198 (388 amino acids)
Cellular component (GO): plasma membrane
Source: RefSeq, a predicted model, not a curated record